Trichoplusia ni (cabbage looper) is the source of this 4097-nucleotide messenger RNA. RefSeq lists its product as uncharacterized. Bases 21 to 4097 code for a protein of 1358 amino acids. The record is from RefSeq and is a predicted model, not a curated record. Gene Ontology annotation, biological process: proteolysis; DNA integration. Gene Ontology annotation, molecular function: aspartic-type endopeptidase activity; nucleic acid binding. The transcript is spliced from 2 exons. NCBI's taxonomy places the organism in Eukaryota, Metazoa, Arthropoda, Insecta, Lepidoptera, Noctuidae.
UUUAAGAAUAAAAGUUAGCAAUGCGCACGCGUGGCGCCCCCGGCGGGGGUAGUCGUAACCCGACUGUUGAGCGGAGCGGACGAGCGCGUGCGACUUGCAGAGUGUAUAAGUAUUUCCUAGUAGUGGUUUUAUUUACCUGCCCAACCAAGGACGCUGAACACCACACGUGGCGACGAGAUUUCAUGACGCCCCAAAAAAUGUCCAGCCUUCCACCCGUUGAACCACUGCAAUGUGACGGCGACCCCAUGUCACUGGGACUCCGCUGGGAGAAGUGGAGACGGGCUCUAGAAAUAUAUCUUCUUGCGUCAGAAAUAAAAAACCCAGUUAUAAAAAGAGCCACUCUUCUGCAUAUGGGUGGCACAGCCUUACAAGAAAUAUACUAUAAUACCCCUGGAGCACACAUUGAGGGUUCAGACGUAACAGACUCAACAGAUGUUUACAGGGUAGCAAUAGAUAAACUUAACGAGUACUUUUUGCCUAAACAAAGCAAAGUUUAUGAAAGGCAUAUAUUUAGAUUACUUAAACAAGAAAAUGAUGAGAAAUUUGAAAAAUUUCUUGUAAGGCUGCGUCAGCAAAGCAAAAAGUGCAAAUUUGCCAAUGGGGAAGACGACAACAUAAUCGAUCAAGUGGUCGAAAAAUGCAAUUCGAUGGAACUCAAGAAAAAGAUCCUUACCUUAGGUGAUGACGUUACAUUGGACAAAGUCAUAGCGGAAGCUAAUGCUAUAGAGUCAGUACAAAGGCAGCUCUCUGAUUACGGCAAUGGUAGUGCACCGCGUCCCAUUGCGAAUAUAAAUAGAAUUGAUGCUAAGCGUCAAUUUGACCAAAAUAAAGAUUGCUCACGUUGUGGAAGUGAGAAGCAUAAUGGUGACAGUCUAUCAUGCCCGGCCAAAGAUAAAAAAUGCUCAAAGUGCGGUUAUAUUGGACAUUUCAUGGCUAAGUGUCGAACGCGGGCUAGUAAACGUAGAUCGACACACGCGAAUGGAGGAAAAAUGCCUAUUAAAAAGAUUAAACUUGACAAUAGCGUCAAAAAAUCCGAAAAUUCUAACGACGAUCAGAAAAAGGCAUCAUCCAACGUCAAUUAUAUAUUUUACUUUGAUGGGGACGGAAAAAUAAAAUGCGACAUCGGCGGUGUCGAUAACAUUGAACUUCUAAUAGACUCUGGAAGUAAUCAUAACAUAUUGACCGAUAAAACAUGGACCUUUCUUAAAAGUUGCAAUAUACAGGCUACAGAACAAAAUGCAAACCCAGAGAAAAUAUUUAUGGCGUACGGUAGCUCGGUACCCUUGACAGUGCUAGGUUCUUUCCAAGCUGUAGUUAAAAUCGGAGCAGAAGAAAGAAAUAGUACCUUUUACGUUAUCCAAGGCGGGACACGAGAUUUACUCGGUAAAGAAACAGCUACAGAUCUUAAAGUCUUCAAAUUAGGUUUGGACAUCAAUGCGGUAAGUGAAUCUCAAAAUCAGGGACCUUUCCCCAAGUUUAAAAAUAUAACACUAGAUAUAGCAAUAGAUAAGACAGUAACACCUACUAGUCAACCAUGUCGACGAAUUCCAGUACCUCUGGAGGAGAAAGUUAACAAAAGAAUUGACGAAUUAAUAGAGUUGGAUAUAAUAGAACCCGUGAAUAAACCAUCCAGGUGGGUGUCUCCUAUAGUACCGGUGUUGAAAAGUGACGGAAGCGUUCGUCUUUGCGUAGAUAUGCGGGUAGCUAACAAAGCAAUUCUUCGAGAGCAUUAUCCCCUUCCCACGAUGGACAAACUCUUGCCAAAAUUUAGGAAAGCUCGUAUUUUUUCUAAAUUAGACAUUAGAGACGCCUUUCAUCAGAUCGAGAUUAGUGAAGAGAGUCGUCAUAUCACUACUUUUAUCACUACACGAGGACUUUUCCGUUAUAAAAGGCUGAUGUUCGGCAUCUCUUGUGCACCAGAACUAUUCCAAAAAACACUUGAGAGAAUUUUGUUACCUUGUGAAGGAACGCUUAACUUUAUCGACGAUAUUAUUGUUUACGGCAGGGAUGAACGAGAACAUCAAACCCGCUUGGAUCGCGUUUUGGAAGUCCUAAAAAAAUAUAAUGUAACUCUCAAUAAAAAGAAAUGCGUCUUUAAUGCUAAGGUAGUUCAAUUUUUAGGUCAUCAGCUGUCGUCGGAGGGGGUAAAACCUUUAGACACGUAUAUAAAAAGUGUGGAUACAUUUAGAGAACCCAAAACUAUUGAAGAAAUUCAAAGUUUUCUCGGUUUAUUGAAUUACGUUAAUAAAUGGAUCCCUAAUUUUUCAACCACCACUGAGCCUAUCAGGAAACUCUUAAAACUAAAAAUUGGUCUCAAGUCUGACCUAUCGAAGUACUGGGAACAAGAGCAAAAAACUGCUUUUGAUCGACUUAAAACUCAACUCCAGAAUAUACAAAGUCUGGGUUAUUACGACCCGGAAGAUCAAACUCAGGUAUUAGCAGAUGCUAGUCCCGUUGGACUUGGGGCUGUACUAGUGCAAAUUGAUGAUAAAGGACCCCGAGUUAUUGCUUUUGGUAAUAGGAGCCUAUCGGAGGUUGAAAAACGGUACUGUCAAACGGAGAAGGAAGCUUUAGCCUUAGUUUGGGCCGUAGAGCACUUUCAUAUUUAUCUGUAUGGUAGGAAAACAUUCGAUCUUAUAACGGACCACAAACCGUUAGAGGUAAUUUUUGGACUCAGAUCUAGGCCUUGUGCAAGGAUUGAACGUUGGGUUUUGCGCCUGCAGUCAUACAAUUAUCGUGUCGUAUACCGCCCUGGGAAAAACAAUAUAGCCGACCCAUUCUCUCGUUUAUGCCAAUCCACUCAUAAUACCUUCGAUCGCGAAGGUGAAUCCCAUAUAAACCAACUUGUUCAAUAUGCGAGACCCUGCGCAAUCCCUAUGCAGACGUUGAUCGAAUGCUCUGAAGCAGAUGAGGAGAUCCAAUUAGUAAAGGAGGCUUUAAACACAAACAUGUGGGAGCCUCGAAUUAUCCAGUAUCGUAUAUUUCAAACCGAACUCUGGACUCACGACGGCAUUCUCCUGAGGAAUGAUAAAAUUGUUAUUCCCACCAGUCUUAGGAAACAAGUUUUAGAUGCAGCUCAUGAAGGUCAUCCGGGCAUCGUAGCGAUAAAAGGUCGAUUGCGCACUAAAGUCUGGUGGCCUAAAGUGGAUAAAGAUGCAGAGGCUAAAGUUAAAAGCUGCCGGGGAUGCACUCUUGUAACUGCUGGGAAUCCCCCAUUACCAUUAAAAAGACGCCAGUUACCAGAUCAACCUUGGCAAGACGUCGCGAUAGAUUUUCUUGGUCCACUGCCGUCGGGACAUUACUUACUGGUAAUUGUGGAUUAUUACAGCAGGUAUAAGGAGAUAAAAGUUAUGAAAACAAUUACCACAGCAGAUACCACGAUAAUGUUGAAAGAGAUAUUUUCAAGAUUGGGUAUACCCAUAACCCUGACGGCCGACAAUGGAAGACAGUUCACGAGCCAAGACUUUAAAAAUUUUUGUCAAGAAAUGGGUAUUAAAUUACUGAGUACGACUCCUUACACUCCUCAGGAGAAUGGCGAAGUCGAGAGACAAAAUCGGGAUAUCCUUAAACGUCUACAAAUAAGUCAAACUUUAAAAUCUGAUUGGCAGUCAGAUCUUUUAGAUUACUUAAUGAUGUGCAAUAGUACACCCCAUAGCUCGACAGGCAAAACACCCGGUGAACUUUUCUUUUCCAGGAAAUUUAGAGACAAGUUACCAUCGAUAGUUCGAGAGAAGAGUGGAGUUGAUGGGGAAGUAAGAGAUAAAGACACUAUAAUGAAAGAGAAAGGAAAAGCAUACGAAGACAGAAGAAGGAAAGCUACAGAAUACGGAAUAGAGGUUGGAGAAAAAGUGUAUGUGAAAAAUGUGUCAAAAGGAAAUAAACUUACUGCCCCAUUCAACCCCACCCCACACACAGUACUCAGCUCCAGUGGAAAUGAAUAUAAUGUAAGGAACGACGAUACAGGCCAUGAGUAUAGGAGGAACAUCGUGCACCUAAAAAAAGUUCAAGGCGAAUGGCAAAUAUAUGAUCCGGAAAAGCACGCACAAGAUGUACCACUCGACAGUAAUGAGGCACUGGAUAGUGACAAGGAUGAAUAA